CCAAAACCUGGGCCUCGGUAGUGAGCGCUACACGACGCAGACACUGCAGGAACCAAGACUCUCAAGGUUUGCUGUAGCGCAGAUUCGAUUCUCGGCACCUUCGUAAUAUCCCCACCACACUGAGAUUUCUCUUUAACAUUGCUACGUUUCAUCCCCUUGAGCUGCAACAACCUCAGACUUCCCCAGGUUGCGACCAUGUCGAACUCGUUCAGCGUGGCCGGCAAGACAGCCAUCGUCACUGGGGCAGGGUCUGGGAUAAAUUUUUCGUUUGCAGCACUUCUGCUCUCCCGGGGCUGCAAUGUCGUCUUGGCCGACCUUGCCCUGCGGCCAGAAGCCGAGGCCCUCGUAGCUCAACACAGCGACGCCGGAAGCACGCCCCGAGCCGUGUUUGUGAGAACCGACGUCACAUCUUGGCCUGCGCUGACAAACAUGUUCACUGCCACUUUUGCAGAGUUCGGGGACGUCGACAUCGUCUGCCCCGGAGCUGGUGUGUAUGAGCCUCACUGGUCCAACUUCUGGCACCCGCCAGGCUCUCCCGAGGCCAAAGACGCCAUUGACGGAGAGCCGGGCCACUACGCCCUCCUGGACAUCAAUCUGAACCAUCCGAUUCGCGUGACGCAGCUCGCUUUAUCUCACUGGCUGCAUCCGCCACCAGGAAAAGUCGCGGUUUCCCCGUCCAAUCCGAAGAGGAUUGUGCAUAUUUCGUCCGUGGCUGGAUACGUGCCCAACCUCAACGCCCCCAUCUAUGGAGCAUCCAAGUUUGCUAUCACUGGGUUCGUCAGGAGCCUUGCAGCCCUAGACGACAAGCAUGGAGUUCGAGUGAACGCUGUUGCUCCAGGGGUCGUCCGUACGCCAUUAUGGCUGGAACACCCAGAAAAAAUGGCUUAUCUUGAGACAGAGGACGGAUGGGUCACCCCGGAUGAGGUUGCGGCGGCGAUGCUCCAAUGCGUGGAAAACAGCGAGCUAGUCGGUGGCACUAUCUUUGAGGUCGGGAAGGACAACACACGCUGCGUACAAACUUUCAAUGAUCCAGGCCCGGACCGGGAUCCAAAGAAUGGCCUGAUCACGAGGAAUUCGAAAAAUGGGUUCGACAUGGUGUGGGCAUGGCUCAAGGACAAGACCAUCUGGGGACCGCAUUAA
This is a messenger RNA of Diaporthe batatas, 1140 nucleotides long. RefSeq lists its product as uncharacterized. The transcript has 3 exons. Gene Ontology annotation, cellular component: cytoplasm. Gene Ontology annotation, molecular function: oxidoreductase activity, acting on the CH-OH group of donors, NAD or NADP as acceptor. NCBI's taxonomy places the organism in Eukaryota, Fungi, Ascomycota, Sordariomycetes, Diaporthales, Diaporthaceae. The record is from RefSeq and is a predicted model, not a curated record. The coding region runs from base 196 to 1140 and encodes 314 amino acids.